AUGUUCAAGAGCGGUGUUGCCCGGACCUUCGCCAGGUCUGCUGUUUUGGCGCGGCCUGCCACCUCCCUCCCAACCUCCAGACUCGCACAGCCCUUCAAGAACACGGCCCUGCGCGCUCUGGCCGCGAGAUAUGCCUCUACUAACACCGCUCAGUCUGGCAAGAUCCAUCAGGUCAUUGGUGCCGUUGUCGACGUAAAAUUUGAUGGUGACCAACUUCCCUCCAUUCUCAAUGCCUUGGAGACUACCAAUGGUGGUCAGAAACUCGUUCUUGAGGUUGCGCAACAUUUGGGAGAGAAUGUUGUCCGAACAAUUGCUAUGGACGGUACCGAGGGUCUCGUCCGUGGUGCCCCUGUUACCGACACUGGUGCCCCCAUUAUGAUUCCCGUCGGCCCGGGCACCCUUGGCCGUAUCAUGAACGUCACUGGUGACCCCAUUGAUGAGCGAGGGCCCAUCAAGCACACAAUGAAGGCCCCAAUCCACGCUGAAGCCCCAGAGUACGUCGAACAGGCCACCUCCGCUGAGGUCCUUGUCACUGGUAUCAAGGUCGUCGACCUCCUCGCUCCUUACGCUCGUGGUGGAAAGAUUGGUCUCUUCGGAGGUGCCGGUGUCGGAAAAACUGUCUUCAUUCAAGAAUUGAUCAACAACAUUGCCAAAGCCCACGGUGGUUACUCCGUGUUCACCGGUGUCGGCGAGCGGACCCGUGAAGGAAAUGACUUGUACCACGAAAUGCAGGAAACCCGUGUUAUCCAGCUCGAUGGCGAGUCCAAGGUCGCCCUCGUUUUCGGUCAGAUGAACGAGCCUCCCGGAGCCCGUGCCCGUGUUGCCCUCACUGGUCUGACUGUUGCCGAAUACUUCCGUGACGAGGAAGGCCAAGACGUGCUUCUCUUCAUCGACAACAUUUUCCGCUUCACUCAGGCCGGUUCCGAAGUGUCUGCCCUGCUUGGCCGUAUCCCCUCCGCCGUCGGUUACCAACCCACCCUCGCCGUGGACAUGGGUGGUAUGCAGGAACGUAUCACCACUACCACCAAGGGCUCCAUCACCUCUGUGCAAGCCGUUUACGUGCCCGCAGACGACUUGACUGACCCCGCGCCUGCCACCACCUUCGCCCAUCUUGACGCCACCACCGUCUUGUCCCGUGGCAUUUCCGAACUGGGUAUCUACCCUGCCGUCGACCCUCUUGACUCCAAGUCCCGCAUGUUGGACCCGCGUAUCGUUGGUGAGGAGCACUACAACGUUGCCACGCGCGUACAACAGAUGUUACAGGAGUACAAGUCGCUGCAGGAUAUCAUUGCCAUUCUUGGUAUGGACGAGUUGUCCGAAGCUGACAAGCUGACUGUCGAGCGUGCGCGAAAGCUGCAGAGGUUCCUCUCGCAGCCGUUCACUGUCGCUCAGGUGUUCACGGGUAUUGAGGGCAAGCUUGUCGAUCUGAAGGAUACUAUUCGUUCGUUCAAGGCUAUCAUCAAUGGAGAGGGUGAUGACCUUCCUGAGGCUGCCUUCUAUAUGGUUGGUGACUUCGAGUCCGCGCGAGCGAAGGGAGAGAAGAUCCUGGCUGAGCUUCAGAUGUCAUAG
Histoplasma mississippiense is the source of this 1569-nucleotide messenger RNA. RefSeq names its product ATP synthase beta chain, mitochondrial precursor. The coding region runs from base 1 to 1569 and encodes 522 amino acids. The transcript has 8 exons. NCBI's taxonomy places the organism in Eukaryota, Fungi, Ascomycota, Eurotiomycetes, Onygenales, Ajellomycetaceae. Gene Ontology annotation, biological process: proton motive force-driven mitochondrial ATP synthesis; proton transmembrane transport. Gene Ontology annotation, molecular function: ATP hydrolysis activity; proton-transporting ATP synthase activity, rotational mechanism; ATP binding. The record is from RefSeq and is a predicted model, not a curated record.